AUGCUCUUCAUUUCAUUCCCGCCAACCGGGGGUGAAAAUGCGGGCCGUGAGAAUAAUUCUGCGUUGACCUGCUAUCCUUGGACAAGUCGCAAUUACACUUUGUAUCAUCAACAGCAUCAACAGCAAAUGCAAUUGUGGCGUCUUCCGACUCCUCUUGGAUCCAACGUACCCGUACCUGGCGUCUUGGGUGGACCGAUUGGACGUGACUUAGUAAGCUCCUCCCCCUACCACUACGUCGACAGUCUCUGCUCUUACUUUGCUUAUAUUCAUAAAAUUUUAUUACUUCUAUUUUAA
Protopolystoma xenopodis is the source of this 294-nucleotide messenger RNA. Lineage: Eukaryota; Metazoa; Platyhelminthes; Monogenea; Polystomatidea; Polystomatidae. The record is from the annotation of a GenBank genome assembly.